Molecule: messenger RNA, 1772 nt
Organism: Myxocyprinus asiaticus (Chinese sucker)
Lineage: Eukaryota; Metazoa; Chordata; Actinopteri; Cypriniformes; Catostomidae
Product: protein FAM107B
Exons: 5
Coding region: 155-610 (151 amino acids)
Source: RefSeq, a predicted model, not a curated record
GGUAAGCUGAUGCCAUUAGUUGCAUCUGCUGGGAGGAUCAAGGUCUCUAGAGCGAACGGCUUUACCUUUAAAACAGCUGUGCUGGUGCUCUUGGGUCAGCAUGUACGAGAAGUGCAGCGUGGCAUCUACCUCCUGCUGAUACCUUUGGUUCGGUAUGCUGUUAUAUUACAGGACACAGGUAAUUUCACACAGAAUGGUAUACGAGAAUCACAAAACAGAAAGCUCCAGCUGUGGGACUUCUGUAUCUCAAAAGACAACUGAAGGCCAGGACGACCUUAUCCGUCCAAAGAAACUGCCCAACCCCAUUUUGGAGUCUCACAGUCAUAGAGGGCUACAUCGUGAACUUCUCGUCAGCCACAGAUGGGGUCUUCUGCCAGAAGAGAAGCCGGAGCUCCAGCGGGUUUUGGAGCAGAGGAGACUGGAGCAGUAUAGAGAGAGAGAACAGGCCUUAAAACCACCGUCUGACCUGGAGCAAGAACUGCGCAAGAGACGCCAGAAACUCAUGGCGUACGAACAAGAUGAGUUAAGACGGAAGGAAGACUUGGAGAAAAUGCCGGAGUUUGUGCGAGUGAGGGACAACCUAAGACACAUCACCAUCUCAGGCUAUUAAACAAACUAUGAUCAAGAACAACUACAGCAAUCUAUGUCAAGCGAGAGAUCAACAAUUCCUCCCAAUACCUUCUCUUUUUGGUUUCCUCAAAAUGUAGUUUACAGUAUAUAAUUUUAUUUCAAGCCCUGCCACAAAAAUAAUACUGAAAUUGUGCAGAUCAACAAGUUUUUCAGAGAGAAUUAUUGAGAAAUAUUCUGUAAUAUUUGCUGUCAUUUUCUACUGUUCUAAACUUGGUUCCAACUGGAGUUGAUAUAUUUCAAAUUACACAAUCAAAAUACACCUUUUCUUUCAGCAUCUCCGAGGCCAUAUUAAAUGAAUAAUUCACAGAAGUGGAAAAAUGCAAUGUAAAAACAAAAACAACAAAAACAUUUAAGAAAAUUUUUGAGGUACAUAAUUUUACAACUCAGUCACAUCAGCUGAACACAUAAAACAGAAAUACUUUCAUAAAGUAUCAUCGACAAGUAUACAUAAACAGAAAGUCCUCAAGUCAUUGUUAUUAUUGUAUGGCAAAAUUGGCUCUCUAUCCCAAAGGAUAAAAUUGUUUGUGGUACCUCAAAAACCUUUUUUUGUCCGCCAUAAAUAAACUGCUUGUUUGAGGUGUCUGGCCCCUUCUUUUCUGGUUAAUAUUUCUUAACUAUGUAUAUUUAUUAGAAUAGAGACAGGUCUUUACAUAUCUGGAUUAUAAAUGUAAGAUGAAACAAACAAAUCUAUCAGUGAACAUUAAGUAAAGAAGGUAUGGGGCCUGGGUAGCUCAGCGAGUAUUGACGCUAAUUCGAAUCCAGGGUGUGCCGAGUGACUCCAGGCAGGUCUCCUAAGCAACCAAAUUGGCCUGGUUGCUAGGAAGGGUAGAGUCACAUGGGGUAACGUCCUCAUGGUCAUGAUUAGUGGUUCUCGCUCUCAAUGGGGCACGUGGUAAGUUGUGCGUGAUGUGCGGAUUGACUGUCUCAGAAGUGGAGGCAACUGAGACUUGUCCUCCGCCACCCGGAUUGAGGUGAGUAACCGCACCACCACGAGGACCUAGUAAGUAGUGGGAAUUGGGCAUGCCAAAUUGGCAGAAAAGGGGAUAUAUACAGGUGCAUCUCAAUAAAUUAAAAUGUCGUGGAAAAGUUCAUUUAUUUCAGUAAUUCAACUCAAAUUGUGAAACUCAUGUAUUAAAUAAAUU